ACGUCAUAGAACUGGGCAGGAUCUCACGGAACCCCAUUCAUGUAUGAUUUACGUACUUUUCUGUCGUAUCCAAAUGAAACGGGUCCUUUAUUUCCGAAAAUCUUACUUGGGAAUGAAAUUGAGUCUCCAGGAUCAGCUGUGGCCGGCGUCUUGUUCUAAUAAACAAGUAAUGAACCUCAGAAACAGAUGAAGAAUGGAGGGAAUCCUAUUCAAGUGGACAAAUUACAUAAGUGGUUGGCAGCCUCGCUGGUUUGUACUGGAAGGAGGGACUUUGUCCUACUAUGACUCGCAAGAGGAUUCCUGGAAAGGUUGCAAGGGAAGCAUCAAAAUCUCAGUGUGUGAAAUACAAGUCCACUCCUCUGACUUCACACGGGUUGACCUGACCAUCCCUGGAGAACAGUACUUCUACCUCAGAGCCAUCAACGCAGCGGAGAGGCAGAAAUGGCUGGUCGCAUUGGGAUCUGCAAAGGCCUGCCUCACAGACAACCGAACCAAGAGAGAGAAAGAGCACCAGGAGAACACAGAGGCUCUUAAGACCAAGAUGUCAGAGUUGAGGCUGUACUGUGACCUUCUGCUCCAGCAAGUUAACCAGAUCAAGGACAGUGAGGAGACUGAGGAGGCUGGGGAGAACCCUGGCACCAUGGUGAAAUCUACAUGCUCCACCUUCAUCAAGACGUUGGAGGAGUGCAUGCUGAUCGCCAACCGCACCUUCAGCUCAGACCAGGCCACAAAGACCCCGCCCGGGUCACCUCCCGUGGCAACCAUCAAACCCCAGAAGGUCAAACCUGUCAAUCAAUCAAAUCAGGAAAAACACAGGGAGUGUAAAGAAAUCUCAGGAGGAUCUGUAACACAUGACAACCAGAGCCUUGACUCUGGAGCAGAGGGACCAGACCAACGAGACGGACCAGACACGCUCCCUGAGAGAACCACCCAAACACCCCCAACAGAGAAUGCCCAGUCGGCGGGGACCCCCAGGGCCCAGAGGAGUCUGCAGUGGAAGAGGAGGCCACUACCCAAACCACCCACACAAACCCUGACCCAGAACACACCGACCAACCAGCACAGCAGGAAGAGGGAGGAGGAGGAGGAAUUCAAAGAGGUGGAGCAGGAAAUGAGCAACGCCCAAGAAGAAGAGAAACAGGAAGUGAACCAGAACCAACAGGAAGCUGUCACUGACCAAGAGGAAGCCAAGCUGGAGGAUGAGCAGCCUGCCCAGCCACAGGGAGAAGAAGAGGAGACAGAGCAGGUGGACACAUUCUUCAGUACGAUGAGUCACAGAUUUAGUGAUAUAAGACUGGACGGUGACAGUGGUAUUCCUACACAAGCCUUUUUGGACUCAUGCUAUGCAAUAGUGCCUGUAUUAGACAAACUAGGAUCCACAGUAUUUGGUCCAGUAAAAAUGGAUUUUACAGGAAACAUCAAGAAGAUCCACCAGAAGCUGUCGUCGGACCCGGGCAGCUUCCCCACACUGCAGACCAUAGUGCUCCACGAGGUGCAGACCGGCGUGGCCCGCGUCCGCAACUCAGCCACCGAGGCCCUGCUGUGGCUCAAACGAGGACUCAAGUUCCUCAAGGAGUUCCUGUCCCUGGUCAACUCUGGGGAAAGGGAUAUCCCUGGAGCGCUGGGUAAUGCUUAUGGACGGAGUCUACGGCAGUAUCAUGGAUGGGUUGUGCGAGGUGUAUUUGCUCUGGCCCUCCGAGCAGCGCCGUCAUACAGCAGCUUCGCGGCGGCUCUGGUGUCCAGAGAGGAGGAGCUGAAAGAAGGAUUCAACACAGGCAUGCACCGGGACCUGGGGGUCUACCUGCCUGCCAUGGAGAAACAACUGGCCAUCCUGGAUGCCCUGUAUGAAGAAUACAACCUGGAGUCAGAUGAGGUGGUCUGAGAGGAGGAGAUGAGAUCCCAACUGGUGGCCUGAGAGGAGGAGACGAGAUCCCAACUGGUGGCCUGAGAGGAGGAGACGAGAUCCCAACUGGUGGCCUGAGAGGAGGAGACGAGAUCCCAACUGGUGGCCUGAGAGGAGGAGACGAGAUCCCAACUGGUGGCCUGAGAGGAGGAGACGAGAUCCCAACUGGUGGCCUGAGAGGAGGAGACGAGAUCCCAACUGGUGGCCUGAGAGGAGGAGACGAGAUCCCAACUGGUGGCCUGAGAGGAGGAGACGAGAUCCCAACUGGUGGCCUGAGAGGGACACUACCAGAGGAGGAAGAGAGCCCUCAGACUCAGACCAUCUGGGAUACACUGACGAAGGAGGAGGAGGAAGUGGAGGAGGUAGAAGAGGAGAGCCUGGUCUGAGCCGCCGCAGCAGAGCGGUGGCUCUGGUGUACUUGAUGUAGUGUACAGUACUUUAGACUCAGGCUCUUUUCCCUCCUGUGACUUCCAUUAUGAACAGCUGCACCUGUGGUUGCUGAGAUUGCACAAAUAUGGACUUUUACUUUAAAUUGAGGCUGAUAUUGUUAUUAUUGACAGCAUUAUUUGACAGCCUACAUAGGCUGCAUGUAAUGAACUGCAUACAACACUGAAGAGUAUAAUGUAGCGGUGUUAGUAUUGAUCCCUGCUGAACUCCUACACCAAUAUACUGUAUCUACAUGGAUGACCUGCGUACCACCACCAACCCACCUCCCUCCAGAAGCCACCUCCUCUCUCCCUCCAGAACCAACCUCCUCCCUCCAGAAGCCACAUCCUCCCUCCCUCCAGAGCCCACCUCCUCCCUCCCUCCAGAACCAUUCUCAUUCUCUCACAUUGUCUCAUCUACAAAUGUAUUGUUUACCAAGUGACAUUAACAUCCUCAUUAUCGUAAUCAUUUAAAUGUAGUCUUUAUGAGUAACUUAUGGAAUAAACCAUGUUCUAUAUGGAUGGAAAUGUCGAUGUUUUAAUGUAUAGGGUUCGACUGAGGUGCCAACUGAAGUGGAAUAUAUAGCAAGGCCUUGAUUCAAAAUGUAUUAACAGUCAUGGUGGAUAGAUUGUUAUUGUCUUCUAUUAGCUGACUUUCCUCUCUGUGACUGAUGUGGGUUAAGAAUAAUGCAAUGGGGAUCAUCGUAGAGGCAGUCUAACUUUGGCCUCUUAGUUCUGGACAUUAAUUCAGUCUUGUUAUAGAUGCACUGAACCAUUUGGACAAAGCAGGAAUAUCUGACCGAUGUGCAAUAGGCUGAUUCCUUGUUGUGAAUUAUUUCUAGUGUUAAUGCUAAUCUUUUUGUAUCACAAUUUCAGAACACAUUUUAUACGAAUGUACAUAAGAUGGCAUUUUUCCAUAUGUAUUAAACUUGAUGAAAUCA
Oncorhynchus keta (chum salmon) is the source of this 3269-nucleotide messenger RNA. RefSeq names its product pleckstrin homology domain containing, family A (phosphoinositide binding specific) member 8 (gene plekha8). Gene Ontology annotation, molecular function: ceramide 1-phosphate binding; ceramide 1-phosphate transfer activity. The record is from RefSeq and is a predicted model, not a curated record. Gene Ontology annotation, biological process: intermembrane lipid transfer; ceramide transport. NCBI's taxonomy places the organism in Eukaryota, Metazoa, Chordata, Actinopteri, Salmoniformes, Salmonidae. Gene Ontology annotation, cellular component: cytosol; cytoplasm; membrane.